Messenger RNA from Drosophila ficusphila, 2893 nucleotides. RefSeq names its product lysosomal alpha-mannosidase-like. Gene Ontology annotation, molecular function: carbohydrate binding; alpha-mannosidase activity. NCBI's taxonomy places the organism in Eukaryota, Metazoa, Arthropoda, Insecta, Diptera, Drosophilidae. Gene Ontology annotation, cellular component: lysosome. Gene Ontology annotation, biological process: mannose metabolic process. The record is from RefSeq and is a predicted model, not a curated record.
GCAAACAUGGUCAACAUUCACUUGGUACCCCACUCCCACGACGAUGUGGGCUGGCUGAAGACGGUUGAUCAAUACUUUUAUGGCCACAGGAACAACAUUCAGCACGCUGGAGUCCAGUACAUAAUCGACACAGUAAUUGCCGAGCUGAUCAAGGAUCCCGCUCGUCGUUUUAUCCAAGUGGAGACAUCGUUCUUUUCCAAGUGGUGGGACGAACAGUCGGAGACCGUCAGGUCAAUUGUCAAGAAACUGGUCAACGAAGGUCGUCUUCAGUUCACCAACGGAGCAUGGAGCAUGAACGAUGAAGCAGCCGUGAACUACCAGAGUGUGAUCGAUCAGUUCACAGUUGGAUUGAAAUUCCUGGAUGAUACCUUUGGAGUUUGUGGACGUCCCCGUGUCGGUUGGCAAAUCGAUCCCUUUGGUCACUCCCGUGAGCAGGCUUCUCUCUACGCCCAAAUGGGAUACGAUGGUGAAUUCUUUUCCCGCAUGGACCACAACGAUAAGGGUAGGCGAAUGAUCGAUCUUGAGCUUGAAAUGGUUUGGGAUGCCAGUGAGACUCUGAGCGACGUCAAACUCUUCACGGGACUACUGUACACCUUUUACUGGGAUACCCCUGGAUUUUGCUUUGAUGUGCAUUGCAGUGACGACCCAAUUAUUGAUGGCGAUAGCUACGACAAUAAUGUCAAGUCCAGAGUGGACGAUUUCAUUGCCUAUGCUGCCCAGGUUGCCGAAAAGUUCCGGACGAACCACAUUAUGAUCCCCAUGGGUGGUGACUUCCAGUACGAAGAUGCCGAGGUUAACUUCAAGAAUAUGGACAAACUGAUCAAGUACAUCAACGAACGUCAGUCCAGUGGAUCUAAGUACAACAUAUUCUACUCUACACCGGCCUGCUACCUAAAUUCUGUUCAUAAGAGUGUGCAGUCCUACCCCAACAAGACCCUGGACUUUUUCCCCUAUGCCAGUGACUCAAACAGCUUUUGGACUGGUUACUACACAUCUCGUCCCACCCAAAAACGUUUCGAGCGUGAUGGAAACCACGUUCUUCAGGUGGCGAAGCAGCUGAGUACUUUCGCAGGGUUGAACAGCGAGCAACAGAAGCAGGACCUCGAGUACCUCCGCGAGAUCAUGGGUGUCAUGCAGCACCACGAUGCCAUCACCGGAACCGAGAAGCAACACGUGUCUGACGACUACGAUCGCAUCCUGUACGACGCUAUCGUCGGAGGAGUCAACACUGCCGGCGAUGCACUUCGCAAGCUGACCAACCUGCCCAACGGAGAAUUCGAGAGCUGCCUGCAGCUGAACAUCAGCGAGUGCGCCUUCACCAAGGACAGUGCCGACAACGUGGUGGUGACCCUGUACAACCCCUUGGCCCACACCACCGAGCAGUAUGUGCGAGUACCCGUCAAGAACGAGAACUAUCAGGUUACCGAUGAGAAGGGUCGCGUGGUGGCCUCCGAAGUUGUUCCAGUUCCUUGGCAAGUCUUGGCUCUGGAGUUCCGCAACAACGACACUCAGCACGAGCUGGUCUUCAAGGCUUCAGUCAACAAGAUCGCCAACUACUAUAUCAAGAGGGUUGACAGCACUGAUAGUGCUCUUAAGGCAAAAACCCAUGCUCAAACCUUUGACGACGAAGAGACAGUUGUCCAGACAUCGCUUGUCAAAUUGGUGCUGGACAACAAAACUGGUCUUCUGAAGCGGGUUGAGAUGAACGGAGUCUCUGAGAAUAUUGAGCAGAGCUAUGGUGCUUAUAGAACAUAUGACUCUGGUGCUUAUGUCUUCCGUCAGUACAACCAAGGAGACUUCGUCAUCCAGGAAGAUGGAGUCGAGUUUACUGUUUACGAAGGCGCCUUGGUCAAGGAAGUCCACCAGAAAUUCAACGAUCACGUCUCGCAAGUCAUCCGAAUCUACGAAAAGAAAAACAUUGUGGAGUUCGAGUGGCUGGUUGGCCCCAUUCCAAUUGAAGAAGAGUUUGGUACUGAAGUGGUCAUUACCUUUAGUAGUGAAAUCGAUUCCAAUGGCGUAUUUUACACUGACUCCAAUGGUCGUGAGUUAAUCAGGCGCGAAAAGGAUAAGCGUGAAGGCUUUAAUCCAGAACUGGAUAGACAGCCGACUGCUGGAAACUAUUACCCAAUUACAUCCCGCAUUGCUCUGCAGGACAGUAACAAGCGCAUUGCUGUUUUAAACGACCGAGCUCAGGGAGGAUCCAGCAUGAAGGAUGGUCAAAUUGAGCUCAUGUUGCACCGCCGUCUUGUUCGCGAUGAUGGAUACGGAGUGUCUGAGACCCUGGACGAGCAAAAAUACGGACAACCGUUGAUCGCUCGUGGCAAGGUCUUCCUGAUCCUGAACGCUGCCGAUGAAUCCACCUCCGCGGAGCGAGAAGCCGAGAAGGAGUUCCACCUGCCCCUUUGGAAGUUCUUCAGCAAGAACACCGGAAGCACCACCGCUGCCGCCAAGUCGGUUCCCAGCUUCGAUGAUUUCCCCAAGUCCGUGCACCUCCUUACCCUGGAACCCUUCAACGAUGACGAGGUUCUGCUGCGUGUGGAGAACUUCAAGGACCACAUCGAAGGCAAGGUGGUUAGCUUCAACAUUCACCCGAUCUUCGAGUACUUGAACGGAGUGGAAAUCCGUGAAACCACCUUGGAUGGCAAUCUGCCGCUCAGUGACUUGAAGCGAUUCAAGUUCCACGCAGAGGGAUCGGGAGCGAUGGGAACCGAAGCUGAGUACUACACCUCUUCGCACAAGCCAAUGGCAGUUGAUGAGUCACAAGAUGCCUCUGAAUUUGCUGUCACCUUGUACCCAAUGCAAAUCCGAACAUUCAUCAUCAAGAUAAAAUAAAUACAUUAAUAUGUACCAGAAUAAUUCUUUAGUUGGAUUAAAUAAAAUUGAAUGAAACUGA